Molecule: messenger RNA, 438 nt
Organism: Staurois parvus
Lineage: Eukaryota; Metazoa; Chordata; Amphibia; Anura; Ranidae
Source: the annotation of a GenBank genome assembly
AGCCGAAGAUGUCGGCUCUGUCAUGUGAUCAGCUGUGUCCAAUCACAGCUGAUCACAUGGCACUGAUGAUCAGCGUAGCCACAGCAGCGCCACCUGUCAGUGUCCAUCAGUGCCAGCUCUCAGUGCUCAUCAGUGCCUCGUACCAGUGCCCAUCAGUGCCACAUCAAUGCCACAUAUCAGUGCCUACCAGUACACAUCAAUGCCACAUAUUCGUGCCCAUCUGAGCUGCCUUUCAGUGUCACCCAUCAGUGCCAGUCAGUGCCACCUAUCAAUGCCAGUCAGUGCCACCUAUCAAUGCCAAUCAGUGCUGCCAGUCAGUGCCACCUAUCAGUGCCAGUCAGUGCCGCCUACCAGUGCGCGUCAGUGCCGCCUAUCAGUGAUAGUCAGUGCCGCCUGUCAGUGAUAGUCAGUGCCGCCUAUCAGUGCCAUGUAUCAGUG